GUUUUUCAAUUAUUUGUUUUUAGUUUGAAUUCUUUUCACAUAAAAUUAAGUUUUCGAUACGGAACUUACACCUACCGGCGUGAAUAUUAAAUAUUAGAUCGUUUCACACGUCGACUAUGAAGUUCAAAUUCUGUUCGGACGGUGAUUGUCCGCUGUGGGCGUUAGCAGCCCUUCACGCCCUCAGCAGUCUACCGGCUUCGAUAUUCAGGGAACUCGUGCAAAAAGUACAAGAGGAUAAUUCUGAUGACAGCAUCAUGGAAGUCUUGAAAGAUACUAAUUAUUCGUCACGCGACGAAUGCGCCAGGGCUGCGGCAGUCAUCCGCUGGGUACUAAAACAGGCGUGGUCUUGUUCUUGCGGGGGCGCUCAGCUCACGCGAGAUCUACUGGUGCUGGGAGUGCCUCGCGCCCACGCAACUGCCCUAGCGGACGUAGUCGACGAGGGAGCACAAGAUUAUAAAGAAAAUGUCAAGAAUAACGGCUUUAUGGUGAACAAAGUGACAGAUAUUUCAAUAGCAGAAGGUCCCAAAGGUUCAGUGGACACAUAUAAACUUACAAUACACACAGAUAACGUGUUUAUAGCCGAACAAAAUCGGAAGGAGCUUCUUAUAGACAAGAUUCAAGCUAAAGUUAUGCUUGAGGAACUGAAGAAGGCGUACAAGAAAAUGGAGGAAAUUGGAAACGAAACUGGAAAUAAAUCAUAAAUUUUUAAAGAGCACAACUACCCACGUUUUAUUAGAGCAAUUGCUUUCUUAUGUAAAUCACAUGCUAUAUUGUAUUUAUACAUUAUAAGUAUUUAAGUUAUUGGUUUUAUUUAUAAAAAAAUGCAUUUUUUUGUU
Bombyx mori (domestic silkworm) is the source of this 836-nucleotide messenger RNA. It is a transcript of the gene COMMD4, whose product is annotated as COMM domain containing 4. The record is from RefSeq and is marked provisional. Lineage: Eukaryota; Metazoa; Arthropoda; Insecta; Lepidoptera; Bombycidae.